AUGAAAGAGCAAAAGAGACACUUUCCGAUCACUUGGGUUGAUCGAGGACUGCCCUUUCCAGUAGAUGAGUGGCGAAAAUACGCGAAUCAAGAAGUCAAGACCUACCCAAAGUACAGAUACACGAUUCUUGCCGAGAAUUUGUACCCCGAAAUCAUGAGCAUCGAUGUUAAAGUUACUGGCGUCGCCGAAGACAUAUUUUUGGGCCUGGCAGAGGGGCCGGAUAAAAAGGCGGAGCUUUGGGAAAUCGCGGUAGCAGAAACAGACAAGAAAUAUCGAAAAUAUCUGAUCGCCCUUCGUCCUCGAAUUCAAGGAAAAGACGUUGUUCAGAGCUGGAUCAACUCGCCCAUGAUGUCUAAGAGCUUUAUCUUGCGAAUCACGAUGAGGAAGGAGACGAUCAAGUUAGAGAUUUCAUACAAAGACCAGUUCGAAGAUCCAGUUCUGCUUUUCACAACGCACUGUCCUGAAUUCAAAAAAGAACGCUUCAAGUGUCUGAAAUGCGCGACUCGUGGCAAGUCGGGAACUUUCGAAUUGCUGGAGAUCAAGUACCUACCCCCGGUGAAGGAGAUCGUCGUCGGCGGAGCUUCGCGGUAUCCACAUUUGCACGGAGAAUACACACUUGUCGGAUUCAGAAACAGCCACCCUUAUUACAAGUCCAAGGCCGAAAAAGGCAAAUACAGAUAUUUACAGAUCGACAGCGAGACAAAACGAUGGAUGGUUCACCACGAAAAGGACCGCACGGACGAGUACUUCUGGUCGCCUCCGAUCGGCUCGCUUUGCCCCUCACAGAUAAAGGAAUGGUUCGUUCACAUUGCUGGAGAAAACAAGCGGGUUCGUCCUCGCUUUUUCAUCAUCAGCAAGGCGAAAUACAACAACGAGAUCAUCCGAAUAUCGUACAACACGAGCACGCCGAGAGGAGAUCAGAACAUCUCCAUCACGCAAUUCUUCCCUGAUGACAGUGAGCAUUCCUCCUCCUCCUGCUGCGUCAUUCUCUAG
Messenger RNA from Oikopleura dioica, 993 nucleotides. Lineage: Eukaryota; Metazoa; Chordata; Appendicularia; Copelata; Oikopleuridae. The record is from the annotation of a GenBank genome assembly.